Molecule: messenger RNA, 2092 nt
Organism: Patiria miniata (bat star)
Lineage: Eukaryota; Metazoa; Echinodermata; Asteroidea; Valvatida; Asterinidae
Product: peptidyl-prolyl cis-trans isomerase FKBP7-like
Exons: 4
Coding region: 187-1113 (308 amino acids)
Molecular function (GO): peptidyl-prolyl cis-trans isomerase activity; calcium ion binding
Source: RefSeq, a predicted model, not a curated record
UGGAUCUAGUACACGUGUAACAUCACACCUCUUUGUACCAUAAAUGUGCAAGAAUUUGAAAUUACACAGUACAUAGUUAUUCAUUGAGACUUUUCGUACAAUAUUUCAAGUUACACUAUAUUACCAGCGUAAAUUUGAAUCCUGCUGCUUUCUCGUGGCCGGCUGCACACAAAACAAUUAUCAAAAAUGAAUCUUUUAAAAGUUAUGGUUCUCUGCAUUUUUGCUGUAUCCGUAGUCUGCGCUGAAGAUACAAAAACAAAGGAUAGUGUAAAAGCAGAAGACUCUAAAGAUGUUGACGGGGUCUGUGUGAGCAAGGAGGAUUGCGCGUCACAGUCGCAAACGGAAAAGGACGAAGAAGAACCGGAGAGUAAGUACACGAAGGAGAAACAAGAAGAGACACCAGAGAAGGAAGACGUACAGCCCAAGGAAACGAAAGAAGAUGAGAAGGACAAAGACGAAGCAGCAAGUGGUGAGGAGGAGGGCGGGGAAAAGAAAGAAGAAGGACCGAAGAAGGGGGAGGAGGAAACACACCUGGUGAAGAUUGAGGUCCUUGAGGAAGGCAAGUGGUGUGAAAAGCUCAAGGCGAGCAAUGACGAUGCGGUCACGGUACAUCUACGGGGAUCCAAGGUCUCAGAUGGCAGUGAAUUCAUCACCACGUACAAAGAGGACGGCUCGGAGGGUCUAUCCAUCCCGUUCCGUAUGGGAGUAGGAGAUUCCAUCAAGGGUCUUGAGCUGGGAGUUAUCGGCAUGUGCAUUGGUGAACUACGCCGACUGACCGUGCCAGCCUCGCUCGUCAGGAACGGGCGGGAGGAGUUCAAAGGAGAUAAGAUUCCUAGAGGAGAGGACCUGACCUUCGAAGUGCGGCUCUUGGGGGCCGUACCCAAUUACCAGAAGGGCAUGCCCAACAUGUUCAAGUCGAUGGACAAGAAUGAGGACGGUGUCAUACAACGUGAAGAGAUUUACGAUGCAAUUGUGGGUGACGGCGAGACGUUCCCGAGAGGAGCGCCGGUAGUAGACGAGCUGGCGGACGAACAGAUGACAAAUUUGGACAAGAACAAAGAUGGCGUCAUCCAGUGGGAGGAAUUCAACCUGCCGAAGUGGGAUGAACUUUAACUAAGAACUUUUUGAGACUUUUCAUUUUUAUGUUGUUUUCUGAACUUUGAUUUUUUUUUUUUUAAUCUACUUCAUGACAAAGCCUGUGGGGUUGGAUCAUGGUCGGAUGGAUCGGUAAUGUAAUAUCCAUAAUUUGUUUGGGGGCAAUAAAACACUCUUACUAGGUGUGUUUAUAACACGGACGUAAAAAAAGCCGUGUGAAUUAGCAUCAAGUGAACAAGUCUUUUAAUGAUGCUUUUUGUCAAUCAGUUUUUAGGAAUUUUCACCACACCACUCUCUGCAAAAUUUACGUGUUUCCAAGCACGCUUAUAUUUUAUAAAAAGGCAGGGUUACUAGGAAGGUUUAUCGCUUUGAUUUUGAUUGCUGCAUGGCAGAGUUGUUUUGACAGACUGAAAAAGUGAUAGUACAAACACACACGUCAAUUCCAAUCAAACACUCUUUUUAUUUGAUAUCAAAUCAAACAAUUGAUAACGUAACAACCAAAUCAAAUGUACACUCCACAUGGGAAAGUGGAUUUUAAACCGGUGAUGGGUUCCGACCGAUGAACAGCUUCAAAUGCGAGUAUCGCCCCGUACAUCAGUCAUAUUAAGAUACAUAUCAUUCAGUUAACUAAAUUUUAGUUGGUUAUCUCUUGCAAUCUACCCAUUUUCACACAAUAAAAAAAAAAAUAGGGGAAAAUUCUUAUUUAAUGCAUCUAGGUUCUCAAAUUGGAGAGACGUUGACUGGUGAACUGAACAAAGUUCCCCUUUUUCAAAUAUGACAAGAUUUUGUUUAGGUAUGAUGAAAUGGGCAGAAAAUAAAUAAAAUGUUGAACUGUGCAAUCAAUUAAAAGGGUUUCUAAAGUAUUGGACAUAUUUUAACCAGACAUAAAUUGAAACAAUUUCCUCCCAAAUCACUUCAAAUUAAGAUCAAUAUUAUGAACAUAUGUAUACAUAAUAAAAACACACUGGUGCCUUUCAAAAUACCAGUUUAUAAUUGA